CUCUUCUUUAGUUUAUCAGUCAAAGUUAAAUAUCUAACGAUGGUUCUUCCAAGAUUAUUUAACACUGCUUCACGCAAUGCAUUCACUGCUGCUAAGCGUAACCUCAUGUUCAACAGAGGUUUAGCUACUGCUGCUCCUGUUGGUAAAGUCAGAGCUGUUAUUGGUGCCGUUGUCGAUGUUCAAUUCGAAGAAGGUAACUUACCAGCCAUUUUAAAUGCUUUAACCUUAAAGAACGGUGAUCAAGAUUUAGUCUUAGAAGUUGCCCAACAUUUAGGUGAAAACACUGUCAGAACCAUUGCUAUGGAUGGUACUGAAGGUUUAGUCAGAGGUGCUCCAGUUGCUGAUACUGGUGCUCCAAUUUCUGUCCCAGUUGGUAGAGGUACUUUAGGUAGAAUUAUUAACGUUGUUGGUGAACCAAUUGAUGAAAGAGGUCCAAUUGAAUGUAAACAAAGAAACCCAAUUCAUGCUGAUCCUCCAACUUUUGUUGAACAAUCUACUGCUGCUGAAGUUUUAGAAACUGGUAUUAAAGUUGUCGAUUUAUUAGCUCCUUACGCUAGAGGUGGUAAGAUUGGUUUAUUCGGUGGUGCCGGUGUCGGUAAAACCGUUUUCAUUCAAGAAUUGAUUAACAACAUUGCUAAAGCCCAUGGUGGUUUCUCUGUCUUCACUGGUGUCGGUGAAAGAACUAGAGAAGGUAAUGAUUUAUACCGUGAAAUGAAAGAAACCGGUGUCAUUAACUUGGAAGGUGAUUCCAAAGUCGCAUUAGUUUUCGGUCAAAUGAAUGAACCACCUGGAGCUAGAGCUAGAGUUGCUUUAACUGGUUUAACCAUUGCUGAAUACUUCAGAGAUGAAGAAGGACAAGAUGUCUUAUUAUUCGUCGAUAACAUUUUCAGAUUCACUCAAGCUGGUUCUGAAGUGUCUGCCUUAUUAGGUCGUAUUCCAUCUGCUGUCGGUUAUCAACCAACUUUAGCCACUGAUAUGGGUCUUUUACAAGAACGUAUUACCACCACCAAGAAGGGUUCUGUUACCUCUGUUCAAGCUGUUUAUGUCCCAGCUGAUGAUUUAACUGAUCCUGCUCCUGCCACCACUUUUGCCCAUUUGGAUGCUACCACUGUGUUAUCUAGAGGUAUUUCCGAAUUAGGUAUUUACCCAGCUGUCGAUCCUUUAGAUUCUAAAUCAAGAUUAUUGGAUGUUGCCGUUGUUGGUAAAGAACAUUAUGAUGUUGCUACUAACGUUCAACAAACUUUACAAGCUUAUAAAUCUUUACAAGAUAUUAUUGCCAUUUUAGGUAUGGAUGAAUUAUCUGAAGCCGAUAAAUUAACUGUCGAAAGAGCUAGAAAGAUUCAAAGAUUCUUAUCUCAACCAUUUGCUGUUGCUGAAGUUUUCACUGGUAUCGAAGGUAGAUUAGUCAGAUUACAAGAUACUGUUAAAUCAUUUAAGGAAGUUUUAGCUGGUAAAUACGAUCACUUACCAGAAAAUGCUUUCUAUAUGGUUGGUGGUAUUGAAGAUGUUGUUGCUAAGGCUGAAAAAUUAGCUGCUGAAUCUAAAUAGAUUUGAUUCAUAACAACUAAUCAUUUGUCCUCGCUAUAUAAUUUCUAUGCAAUCCAAAAGAAGAUUUUUAUAUUAUAUAAAAAGAUAAUCAUUACUAAAAGAAUUUAACGUUAUUAGAUAUUAAAUCUGUUGUAAAGUAGUUGUAGUUGUAGUUGUUAUUUUUGUUCGCACCCCACAUUCGCAGUAUUUGCUAAUAGGGUAAGUUAACUAGUGCUAGUAUGUUCAGUAAGCUUUAGUAAGAGUGGGAACAUAAACAUACCACUUAAACAGAUUUACUUAGCACAUGUUAAGCAUUCCAUUUCGACUACAUUGACACUGAGAAAUUCUGUAAAUUGCAAGUACUGUAAGUACUGUAAGUACUGUAAGUUCAUGGUGCCGUACAACUUAAGACAUUUCACUAAAAGUAGUGCGCACAAUUUUCACAGUUGGGGUACG
This is a messenger RNA of Scheffersomyces amazonensis, 1983 nucleotides long. It is a transcript of the gene ATP2, whose product is annotated as F1F0 ATP synthase subunit beta. Lineage: Eukaryota; Fungi; Ascomycota; Pichiomycetes; Serinales; Debaryomycetaceae. The transcript has 2 exons. Gene Ontology annotation, molecular function: ATP binding; proton-transporting ATP synthase activity, rotational mechanism; ATP hydrolysis activity. The record is from RefSeq and is a predicted model, not a curated record. Bases 40 to 1548 code for a protein of 502 amino acids. Gene Ontology annotation, biological process: proton transmembrane transport; proton motive force-driven mitochondrial ATP synthesis.